AGACGCCCCCGCCCUCAGCGCGCGCCCGGUCCCUCGCACUUCAUCCGGGGUCCUGACUUCAGCGCCACAGCAAGAGGUAGAGGAGGAGUCCGGCGGGCCAGGCCCGGUGUGUGCAAUGGCCGAAGACACGGAGUGGGUGCUGGAGAGCGUGCUGGCCUUCCUCAGCUGCCCGGCCUGGACCGUGCCCGUCAGCGGCUUCAUAGAGCGCCAAUGCUCAGUGUUUGAUGAUGAAGAAGAGAAUAAGCUGUCGUACACAGAGAUUCACAAUGAAUACAAGAUACUGGUGGAAAAGCUCAUACAAGAACAUCUGAAUGACAUGGGGAUUAGUGAGGAGCAGUUUCAACAAGCAUGCUUAUCUCCCCUUGCCAAUUCACCAGACGUUAAGAUGAUCUUGCAAUCUGUGGUCGCUGUAGAAGACUUUGUGGUCUUUAAAGAAAUGAUGCUGCAGAAGAACAUAGAGCUUCAGUUGCAAGCAAUCCAGAUCAUCCAGCAAAAGAACGGUGACCUUCCAGAAUGCCUGAAAAAUGGUGCAGAUUUUAUUUCAGACCUUGAACAACAGGAAAUAAAAAUGAUCUCUGAAGCUUUAAGGAUAUCAAAGGAGGAAUACGAACAGGAACAGCUGCGCAGAAAGGAAAAAAGGGAAGCUAAUGUACAUAAAAAUUUCCCCAAAACGUCCUCACAAGAGAAAGUGACAACUCCAGCCCCUGAACAAGUCAAACCUCUUCAAAGCAUCAAGCCGUCCUUGAAAGAGGAGGAACUUCCAUACAAACAACUGUCUGCAAGAUUGAAAGAGCUUAGUAGCACAGAAGCUGCUGAGGCCUGGAUGGAGCAAGCCAGGAAAGAAGCAGGCAUACAGGGCGCUUUAACUAGCUUGUCGCAGGCAGAGAAGGAACAACUCCAAGAACGUGCAGAAUAUCUCAGGCAAAAAAGAGCAGAACUUUUAGCACGGAAAGGGGAAACUAAGAAGGGAACCCAAAAUACUGAGCAGAGCAAAGAAAAUGCAUCCUCCCCGAAUCAGCAAAAGCGGAUGACUGAAGAAGAACUGAAGAACUUACAGAAAAGAAAGCAACUUGCAGAAAAGCUUAAAGAGGAAGUAAUUCACAAGUGAAAAGUCGCCCUCUGCUUUGCAUAUUCUUCCAUUCAAUAGAUUGCCAAAGCUUUCCGUAUACACAUUGUUAGCCUUAAGGUGUUGUACCAAGUUUAAAAGUUACUCCCUAUCCACAGAAUAGGGGAUAAAUAUCUCAUUGGUAGGCUUCUAGGACCCCAUAGAACCUGAAAUUGAAUGGCAGGCAGGUUGAUUAUGCAUGUGCUGACGCUCCAUUCAUUUUCUGAGACUGCCGGAGAUAGCAAAGUGUUUGGACACCCACCGAUCAGCCAAUGAAGGGAUAACUUUUAAACUUGGCACAACCCCUUUAAAAAUACUUUGUUCUAGCCUCUAAAUACAUUUAAUUUGGAAAGAAAUGGAGCUUAUGAUGACAGGGAAAAAAAACGGACAUUUUUAAAGGCUGUUCCACAUGCAGACAUUUACAGCUUAUCCAUACCAUUAAUGUGUGAUAGGUAGGGGCCCCACCUCCAGGGAGAAUCCACAUUCCAUAAGGCCCCCCUCUUCAUUUGGUCUCCUGUACUGCCUAGUGCCAGAUGCCUCUCUUUCCUGUCCUCAAUGAACCCCAACAUAUGGGUCCCCUGACCUCUGUUAGGCCUCUACCUAUCAGACAUGUAGCCUGUGGAUAUGUCCUAAAUAUACAGUGAGAAAAUAUUUUUAAAAUUACAUUUUUGCUAAUAAUAAACUAUGAAAAAUGCCUUAUUUUCUUUUCUAUGGAAUAGACCAGGGAUGCUCAACCUGCGGCCCUCCAGCUGUUUAAUAACUACAACUUCCACCAUGCCCUGCUGUAGGCUGUCUGGGCAUUAUAGUUUUGCAACAGCUGGAGGGCCGCAGGUUGGGCAUCCCUGGAAUAGACAAAUGUUGCCAAAACAUGGAAGUGCACUUAAUAGGAGUUAAUGGACGUGAUUUCCUCUUGAAAGUAACGUUAGCAUUAGUUUGUCUGCUAAAACAAUCUCAUCAUUACUCAACCACAGAGUUGGAAUUUGCUUGCAGUUCCCCACAGUCGCUCUCCCUAUGACAACUCUUCCACCUGUCAAGUUUGUAUGGAUCCAAAUUCAUAUCCUGCUUAGUGUUAAGACCGUUGGUACUUGCUGGCCAGUUAUUACAUUGUAGUGAAUGGGUCAAUGUGCAGCAUUAAAAACCACCUGCAAAAUCUGUGACUGUAGCAGAAGUUUAGGUGUGACUUUGUAUAGUGGUGAAGCUUUUUCGCCACUAAUGUUAGUGAUUGGCCAGUCUUUAUCAUAAAGUGUGUAUUUAAAGAGCAUCUGUCAGUAGAUUUGUACCUAUAAAACUGGCUGACCUCUUGCAUGUUCGCUUGACAGCUGAAGGCAUCUCUGUUGUUCCCAUGGUCAUAUGUGCCCUCAUUGCUGAGAAAAAUGAUGUUUUAAUAUAUGCAAAUGAGCCUCUAGAAGCAAUGGGCUCAGCUUUCUCUGCAACUGCUCCGCCACGCCUGCAUAACUGAAACGGGACGGAUUUAUGAAUAUGCACCCCCUGUUCUUCAAGAAAGUCCCCUGAGAUUUUUGGCACCACACAUGUCAAUCUGAAGUGACUAGCCACAGAGAUGUGACUAGUUUCUCCCUGGUGUGACAGUCUCCUUCACACAGCCUCCUGAUGCAGGGAGAUCUUGCAACUUCUCGUGAGACCACGCUGUACCAUAGCUUCCAGUGGGACAGUGUCUCACUCAGACCGGAGUAAAAUGUAGUGAGAGAGAAGAGCCCAACCACCACUCUCUUUUUGUCAGAAAUUAUAUAUAUAAAAUCAGGUCCUCUUAAACAAAACAAAAAUAAAAUGUUCGUUACCCUGUAAUGCAAUAUAACUUAUACAAGUCUUUCCUACAUUACUGUAGUGAAUGACUGGUGUAAAUGAUAAUCUGCAUAUAUGGAUGUAAAUCAUACAUGAAUUCUUGCUGGUUUUAUUUAAUAGAUAUGUAUUUUUACAUUUUUAUUUUUGAUGACAGAUUAUAUAUGCACACAAGCAAUAAAUCUAAAGCAUACUGUAA
Messenger RNA from Bufo bufo (common toad), 3101 nucleotides. RefSeq names its product cilia and flagella associated protein 36 (gene CFAP36). The transcript has 10 exons. The coding region runs from base 116 to 1108 and encodes 330 amino acids. The record is from RefSeq and is a predicted model, not a curated record. Gene Ontology annotation, cellular component: axoneme; ciliary base. Lineage: Eukaryota; Metazoa; Chordata; Amphibia; Anura; Bufonidae.